UAAAAAAAAUAAUAAUAAUCAAUGCAGAGAAGUCCUUAGGAGUCAAAUGAUGUCAAUAGGAGGUGUUUUUGGUAAUUACGGAGAAAACGGUCUAAGUCUUUACUCAAUUUUCAUGUCAGAGUCGACACUAUUUAACUGCAUUCCCUUCUCCUCAGAGGCAAACACACAGGCAAAGAGAGAGAGAGCGAGAGAGAAGGUUUAGAGGUUACCGGUGAUGGAAUCACGGUCAAAUUGCAGCCGUUGAUAUUGCAUACUCUCUCUGUCCGCGGCUUUUUCUCAUUAACGGCCGUGAUCUGUCCUCCUCUUCCUUCUCUCUGUUCAGCAAACUUGGUGAGUUUUCGUUUCUUAGGCAUCCUAAAGUUCCAUCAGUGGUUUCUAUGCAAAUGUAGCUGUUUUGCUACUUUUUCGCCCGCGGCCACACGUUGUGGCCUUUUGUUCUUGAUGUGAACUUCUAUUUUGGGGCAGUUUACGUCGACUGGUUCAGUUAAUGCUUGCUUGGCAUGCGAUUACCUCUCUCAUUCUGUUGGUGUCGGCAGUUAAGUUGGGCACCACCCGCUUGAGAGAGAAGGAUCUCUUCAUUACCGUCACCUAAUUUUCUGUACCUUGUUAUGGCUAGUAAGUUGGACAGUCCGGUACAGACCCAGGUGGCUGUUGCCGUUUUUAAUGGUAUAUGUAAUGGAGAGUACCAUGGGAAUACAUGGGCUAGGCCUUCUAGGACGCGGCGCGUAUUUGUGCAGACUGAAACUGGCUGUGUCUUGGGAUUAGAAUUGGAUCGAAAUGACAAUGCUCAUACAGUUAAAAGGAGGCUUCAGCUUGCCCUUAAUGUCCCUACAGAUGAGAGCUCUUUAACAUAUGGUGAUCUCACUUUAAAGAAUGAUCUCAGUGCUAUUCGAAAUGAUUCCCCACUUCUUCUCACUCGAAAUGCCAUGCACAGGAGUUCAUCCACUCCAUGUCUCUCACCUACUGGGAAGAAUUUUCAACAGGGAGAUCGAAGUGGUCCAAUUGAAAUAUUGGGGUGCUCAAAUCGUUUUGCUGGAACAACUGAAUUGGUGAAGGACAUUAUUAGGGCAAUCAAGAAUGGUGUUGAUCCGAUCCCUGUAAAUAGUGGGCUUGGUGGUGCUUAUUACUUUAGAAACAUCAAAGGUGAGAAUGUGGCUAUUGUGAAGCCGACAGAUGAAGAACCUUUUGCACCAAAUAACCCGAAAGGCUUUGUAGGGAAAGCUCUUGGCCAGCCUGGUCUGAAACAUUCAGUGAGAGUAGGGGAAACAGGAUUCCGAGAAGUAGCUGCCUACCUUUUAGAUUAUGGUCACUUUGCCAACGUGCCUCCUACUGUUCUUGUAAAGGUUACUCACUCAGUCUUCAAUGUCAAUGAUGGUGUGAACAGGAAUAAGCAUCAGAACAAGAAGAAGGUCAGCAAGAUUGCAUCACUGCAACAGUUCAUUCCUCAUGACUUUGAUGCUAGUGACCAUGGAACCUCAAGCUUUCCGGUUGAUGCUGUACAUAGAAUAGGGAUUUUGGAUGUUAGGAUCUUUAACACUGACAGGCAUGCAGGAAACCUUUUGGUCAGGAAGCUUAGUGGGGUUGAGGGCUUUGGUCAAGUUCAGCUCAUUCCAAUAGAUCAUGGCCUUUGCUUGCCUGAGAGUUUGGAGGACCCGUAUUUUGAGUGGAUCCAUUGGCCUCAGGCAUCAAUUCCUUUCUCUGCAGAUGAACUUGAGUAUAUAAAGAAUCUUGAUCCAGUUCGUGACUGUGAUAUGUUGCGGGCAGAAUUGGCCAUGAUUCGAGAGGCAUGUCUCCGUGUUUUGGUACUUUGCUCAAUAUUUCUUCAGGAAGCAGCUGCUUUUGGACUGUGUCUUGCCGAAAUUGGUGAGAUGAUGAGUAGGGAGUUCCAUGGCCAAGAGGAGGAGCCAAGUGAACUUGAGGUUGUGUGCCUUGAGGCAAAAAAACUCACAAUGGAGAUCGACAUGUCAUUUUUUGAAGCUGAUGAAAGAGAAAAUGAGUUUCAGUUUGACAUGGAUUGUGAGGCAGCAGAGGUCAAUGUUGGCCCAAAGAUGUCUGGUUUGUUUGCUAAACUGCCCUUUUAUUAUCGGUCUGAAAGUCUUAAUGACCAAGACCUUCUAGCUCAAGUAGAUGAGAAUCUUGAAGAGUCUGAAAUUCAGGUGGAUGGAGGGCCCAUUAGUGCUGCAGUUGCUUGUAGGCACAAAGACGAUUGGGUUUAUACUGUUUCAAGGUUAUCUCUCUCUUUGAAAAAGGUUAACUUGGGUGAGAAAGGCUUCCACUACCACGGUGGAAAACAAAAAGGGAAGAUAAUUGGCUACUCAUCUAGGAUGAGAAGAAGUGCAAAUGAGCAUCUUCCUACAUCUACAAGCCUUGUGAAGUUUGCUGACAUGAAUGAGGAGGAAUGGAAUCUCUUUAUUGAAAAGUUCAAGGAGCUUCUUUACCCUGCUUUUGCUAAGCGAAGGUCUCGAACAAUUGUGGAGAGACAGAGGCUUGGGACUUCAUGCCAGUUUUGAGUUGGUUAAGUCUAUAUCCUGUUGAUGUAGAUUUUAAGGUUUUUGAAGAAUAAAUUCCUUUUAGUGCUGGGAAUUGGCAUUUUUACAUAGGUUUCUUGCACGAUAAAUAGCCUUAGAAGAAGAAAUCAUAGCUGGCAAGGGUAGUGUAUGGGUGUAAAUAUACUUGGGAUCAGAGUUUGAGUCAGGGAAAUGAGAAAAGAUUGCCUCAAGGUUCUAUCCUUAUUUGAAUUGAUAUUCUGGUUUUCAGAGUUUCCUUCUUGUUGACUCUGUACAAUUAUAUGAUACAAAGAGUAUCGAGGAAAAAAGGUGAAAGGUUUUGAAGUCCAACAAUAACUUUCACACAUAUGUAUAUUCGUGUGAAGUGUGUGAUGGUGUGAUUUAAUACAAGACUAGUUUUGAAUAAUUUUGUGUGGAAGAUCCCUGGUUUAUUUUGUCAUUUAUUAAUUGCUGUCCCUCUCCCUCAUGCAGUCAUGCCCUUAACUUUGUGGUUGCAAGCCGAGCAUCUCAAUGUAGUUCGGUUCAAAAAAUCAAACCUAGAGCUUGGGAGCAGAAAACUAUCACCUCCCACAUCUGCAGGUCAAUUGCUGGUUAAAUAGCCAGCAAACCUGAGUACCUAAUUUACCACAUCACAGCUGUGGCUAUGGCCUGAUUAUUCCGAGAGUUUUACACUCCCAAAUUCUAUUUCUAGGUUGAGGGGAUGCUGACAUUUGCCCACAAUUGAUGUAAGGUCUCAACAUAAAAGGAGACCCAUCUUCGUGAUUUCAAAGCAACAGAGACAAUGCCAGCAACAUAGCAGCAAUUGACGAAAGGGACUACAUAACUUUGUUGUAAGAAACUAAUUUGAACCCCUUCCUUCAUGUACCGGCUAAGGGUUUGCCUAUUCUAAUCUUGCUACUUUUACCUAUUUAUGGUACCGACAAAGACCCCUCUUUGCUUCGCAAUGUAGACGAGUAAGAACUCAGCAAAUGACAAUGGUAAUCCAUCGCCCAUUGUA
This is a messenger RNA of Theobroma umbraticum, 3504 nucleotides long. NCBI's taxonomy places the organism in Eukaryota, Viridiplantae, Streptophyta, Magnoliopsida, Malvales, Malvaceae. The record is from RefSeq and is a predicted model, not a curated record.